Messenger RNA from Gamsiella multidivaricata, 796 nucleotides. RefSeq names its product thioredoxin-like protein. Gene Ontology annotation, molecular function: glutathione peroxidase activity. The coding region runs from base 194 to 682 and encodes 162 amino acids. The record is from RefSeq and is a predicted model, not a curated record. NCBI's taxonomy places the organism in Eukaryota, Fungi, Mortierellomycota, Mortierellomycetes, Mortierellales, Mortierellaceae. Gene Ontology annotation, biological process: response to oxidative stress. The transcript has 3 exons.
CGGUCCCUGUACGUCGUUAUGUCACCGUCCGUUUGUCUCUUGACGAAUACAAAAAGGCACCAUUCCUUCUCUCCAUCCUUUCGAACUUUACAUUCAUUUUUAACCAGGCCAACUCAACCAACUCAGCCAACUACCACCAACCACCAACCACCAACAACCACCAACCACCAACAACCAACAACCAACAGUAACAAUGGCUACCCCCAACUUUUUCGCUCUUAGCGCCAAGGACAAGAAGCACGAGGAGAUCUCGAUGAAGCAGUUCGAGGGCAAGGUCGUCCUCGUCGUCAACGUCGCGUCCAAGUGCGGCUUCACCAAGCAGUACGCUGGUCUCGAGGAGCUCUACAAGAAGUAUAAGGACCAGGGCUUUGUCAUCAUUGGAUUCCCCUGCAACCAGUUCGGUGGUCAGGAACCCGGGGACAAUGACGAGAUCGAAUCGUUCUGCCAGGUCAACUUCGGAGUGACUUUCCCCUUGAUGGACAAGGUUGAUGUUAACGGCGACAAUGAGGAUCCCGUCUAUACCUACUUGAAGUCGCAGAAGAAGAGCCUCAUGAUGGCUCGCAUCAAGUGGAACUUUGAAAAGUUCUUGAUCGCCAAGGAUGGCACCGUGUAUGAGCGUUACGCUUCUACCACCGCCCCCGAGUCCAUUGCCAAGGAUGUCGAGAAGUUGCUCAAGGCUUAAAGGCACUUUUUUUUUUCCACUUGACAACAGGAAGGCAUACGGGGCAUCAAUUGGGCUAUACUCUUAUCGCAAUAGCACAUCCUUUUAUUUGUAAAUAAACAUUGUAAUAAAAAG